This is a messenger RNA of Penicillium lagena, 618 nucleotides long. RefSeq lists its product as uncharacterized. The record is from RefSeq and is a predicted model, not a curated record. The transcript is spliced from 3 exons. The coding region runs from base 1 to 618 and encodes 205 amino acids. Lineage: Eukaryota; Fungi; Ascomycota; Eurotiomycetes; Eurotiales; Aspergillaceae.
AUGGACUGUGGGUUCUCGCUUGUCUAUUCUGUUUGGGCAUUUCCGUUCUCUUGCCCUCCAGAGUCCCUGUCGGGGGCGAACCCUAAGCCGCCGCCACAACACGGUCAUAUGGAUGGCAGCGUCAGCGUCGGGACAGUGCCUGUUUUGUGCCUGGUCCAGUCAGCCUUGAUCAAGCCCGUCCCAAAAUUACAAAUUCCCGAUGAAGCCAUCGUGUCUAUGUAUAACCGCCGCGCUCUGCGCGCUUCUACAGUAGUAUCAAACCCUCUUGACCGGUUCUUGGCCCUGCCACCUCCCGGUCGAUCGUUGUCAUGCCCACCAUCGCGUAGACAUGGCAAGUCCGCUCCGAUCGGCAGGACAAGUCGUGCAACGGGAUGGAGCACAGCGGCCACGUUGGUGAGCGACGAGCGGUCAUCCAAGACUCCAGUGGCCGAAUCGAAUCACCUCCUCUCCUCCAGUCUGGGCAGAGCAGAUCAUGAUCUACCCGGCAGCGCAGCGCAGACAAAUCCACCCCUUUCCACCGUGCUUGGCAACCAGCGUCUAAUAGUUCCAACCGCCAAGCAGGCUGGGCAUUGCCCGACUUUCAGAAUGCGCCCCGUGCGACCUUGGGCAGCGGACUGA